Messenger RNA from Anopheles cruzii, 10793 nucleotides. RefSeq names its product E3 ubiquitin-protein ligase lubel (gene LUBEL). Gene Ontology annotation, cellular component: LUBAC complex. Gene Ontology annotation, molecular function: K48-linked polyubiquitin modification-dependent protein binding; linear polyubiquitin binding; K63-linked polyubiquitin modification-dependent protein binding. Gene Ontology annotation, biological process: protein linear polyubiquitination. The record is from RefSeq and is a predicted model, not a curated record. NCBI's taxonomy places the organism in Eukaryota, Metazoa, Arthropoda, Insecta, Diptera, Culicidae.
UUUUCGUGUUCGGCAAAGAAAUCUAGAUCCUUCGGAAGAGCCUCGUAGUAGUGCUUAAAACGAGUUGCAUCAACGCGAGUGAAGCGAAAAAGGACGAAAAGGAAUCGUGAAUCCUCGAUCGAUUGGCAGUACACAAAUCCAUUGUCGAUCGUGACGAUCUGCACAAUUGAAAAGUGGCCCGAAAAUUAGUCAUUUUAUUAAUAUAGUGCUCCCCGGGCAACGUUCGUGCGGGGCACGGCUAUGCAAUUGAAAUGAGUAACUCACGCCCAACUACUAUAAACCAAGCCGGUAUGGCGACCAGUCAGACGAACAGAUUUCGCGGUGGUCGCAAUAUGCCUUCGUGGGUGACCGGAAGCAGUGACCGGGUGGGACCUCCGCCUCCACCGCCACCAAUAAAUACCGAUCCAGAGUAUGAAGUCAUCGACGUCGUGAAUCAGCAGUAUUCCAAUGCGCCCCCUCCAGUUCCACUGAAGUCACAAGACAUUAAACGGCUCACCGUGAUGAAGUGUGAUCUGUGCGGAUCGGUCACGCCCGUCGUGCGCUGUGAGCAGUGCGAUCAGAACCUAUUCUGCGCUUCCUGCGACGAUCGCUACCACCGUCAUCCGAAACGUCAAACUCACGUCAGAAAGCCCGUUGAGCCGCCGGCGCCCAGCAUGGUUAAACCUCCGCUGCCCCCAAAAGGUGAGGCCGGAUCGAGUGGUCCGCUGCCGCCGCCGAGGAGGAAGACGCGGCCCGGAAGCUUCCAUUUUCCCAGUCCCCUGGUGGGCCGCAAGCAGGAUCAGACAAUCCCCACAACCGUCCCUCAAGGAUCGGGAGGAUCGAUGGAGCAACCGUCACAGCAGCAGAAGCCUCCUCCGCCACCGCCCAGCCCAGCUCUGUCCUUGCGCGAGAAGAUGAACUCCCUGAAACGUUUCAUCCAUCCAUCCAACCGGCCGUUGCCCGAUCCGCCGGAGAACAAAAUUCAUUCUUCCAACUCAUCGAUCGACAGUUCAUCGAAGCGAUCGCCGUCGACGCGAUCGAUGUCGACCACAAUGGAAAAGAUUCAAAACAACACGGCCGCCACGCUGGACCGGAUGACGUUGCUGCAGCAGCGCUACCGUCAGCACCAGGAAACGAUGAAAUCGGACGGCGACCGUAGUCGUCGCGCAAGCCUAACGUCCAACACCGAUCUACAGUCAUCCGCUACCGAAUCGUCAAACAGCUUCCGCAGCAAGCCAUCAUCCGCCACUUUUCAGCAUCAGCCGUACCAACAGCAGCACCACCUGAGGCAACCGUACCUACACGGAUCGCAGCAAGCGUUACCACAGACACAGCAUCAGCAGCAACAGUUGCCGUCUUGGUUGAACGUUCCACCGCCGGCACCCAGAAUGCGAUCUGGCAGUGUCGCCUCCGGCAUCAAUCUGCUUACCGUGCCGGCUUUCGGCGAUUCGGGUAAUAAUACCCCGUCUGUCUCUCCUACGCAGCACUCGGAGUUUGGCGACGCGCCCCUAAUGCCGGGGCCCCGCAGCACCUCGGUGUUCAAUCUGCAUCAACAGCAACAGCAGCCGCAACCGAACAUGUGGGGUUUCAGUCCGCUGCACCAGGCACAGUCAAUGGCACAUUUCAAUCCCAUGCAGUGGAACCAAAUGAACGCUUGGAUGGCCCGUGGGUCACAGAACGGCUCGAACAUGAGCCUGAAUCUGCCGCCCCAGCAUGGAGGCUAUCCACCGGAUCCGUUGGGCUACCCCCCGGGCUACGUCAACAACUGGGGCGGAAUGUAUCCCUAUCCGAUGGGAAUGAUGCCCAUGAUGCCAGGUGUCGUGAUGCCUCCACCGAGGUCUCGGGCAAACUCACGCUCCCGGGCCGGAUCUCCAGCGCUGAGCAGCAAGUCGCGCAAGUCCACGAUGUCGAUGCGCAACGUAAACCGUAACAGCUUCGUGGGCGAUCUGACGGACGACGAGGAUUCGGACGACGAGUUCCACCGGACACGAGGUCGCGAUCGGCGCCGCCGGGAACGGCUCAACUCGACCAGCAGCAUCGAGUUCGAGGAGCCCGAGCAGAGGCCCGAGUUUGUGCGGGCUUCGAGCGUGAAGCACUCCCGUUUCUCCCGCCGGGUCGGUGGUUCAUCGGCACGGUCACUGAUCGAUUACCCGGUGUCCCGGAAGCCGGGCCUACGGUACGAACGGGACGAGGGAAUGCGCGAACGGCUCGACAAGCUGUCCGUGUCGUCUCCGCGCCCGAAACCACCGUCCGAUUCGUUCACCAACGAGUCCGACCUCGAACCGGUGGACCCCAGGCGGGCGCCAUCGAAUCGUUCACGGUCGGGCAACGAAAGCGUAAGCUCUCCGCGGAAGCUCACCUCCGAUUCCCUGACAAACGACUCCGACGUGGACUUUGAGAGAACACGCCAGGCUAAGCUGCGGGCAGCACAGAACAACUUAUCCGCAGCUCGGCGCGUGACAUCCGACUCGCUGACGAAUGAUUCCGAACCGGAUCAGGUGCAGCGCCGAGGUCAGAAGCCUAAAGGCCAGGUGGCCUCCGUGGUGGCCCCAAGCAAGGCGAAGCCUCCAAGCUCGGAGUCUGAAGGGCACGAGAAGCAACGCCGAAAGAGUGAAACGAAGAUGGUCAGCAAGAUGGGAAGUCCCGUGCCGAAGAAGGUCCCCUCCGAUUCGCACACUCCCGACACGGACGCCGAGCAGAAACGGCGGUUCGCUACGAAGGAGCAGCGUCAGCGGAAGCACUCCAGCACCGAGUUCAUCGCCAACGAGUCGGACGAGGGGCCGAAGCCGGAACGCAAAGAAUCCGCCCGGCACCCGCAGGUCGUUAACGGGACGCUCGAGUUCCGGAACAUUUCGCCAUCGAAGUCGGCGGGCGACUCGGACGAGCAGCGACACCUGAAGACGGUCGAGAUCAAGAACAUCAUCAAUGAGAGCAGCAAGGCGGAUCUGCAUGAGCUGAGCCGCUCGGUGCUGGAGGACUCGCCGCCGCCAGCCGCGCCCGUUGCGCCCGAUUGUGAGUGGGAAUGUGAGUUCUGCACGUACGUCAACGAGGCCGGCGUAAAAAUCUGCGCCAUCUGCUGUAAGACCGCCUCCAUCUCGCUGGUUGCGGCCCGGUUGGAGCCUACCGAUGGUGACCAGCCCCGUUCGCCACCGCCGGACGUCGUGCAGGAGACGCCCCAGAUCACGGAGGGCAAGCUACAGAUUAUGCCGCCUCAGAAGUCCCCCGGUAAGCAGCUCACCGGCGAUGUGAAGAAGAAAGACGGCAACGUGGAUGACGAGGCCACCGAAACGACCUGGCAGGGCGCGGCAGAAGGUGUCGAAAUUGGGCACCAUCUUGCCAGCGAAGUCGUUCAGGUUGAGAAGAGGGUGAUCAAGCAGAAGGUUUCAACCGGGUGCGGUCCAUCGCCACCCAGGGAGGUCGUCCGUCGGGAUGAUCCGUCGGCAGUGGCUGAGGAUCGUCGUGGCAAGUCACAAACAUCCAUCGGGACUUCGCCGCCACCGCAGGACAUGUCUACGCAGACCUACGCAACGUUUGAGCAGGUUCGGGACGAGAAGGCAGAAAAAACGCCACCCGAAUCGGAGCCUCAGGCGCCAAAUACCCAUCAGGAAGAAGCGUUGGCGUCCGCGUUGUACAAGCGUUCGCAUUCGCUUGCCACGCCACAAAUGCUGCAAGUCGAAGCCCGCCCCGCUAGUCGGCACAGCAUCUCAAGCGACACUCAGAGUCUUCCACCUUCACCGCACGAGCUGAGCCCACAGCCUGGUCUGCAGAGCUCCGCUCUCCAUCAUCAGUACCAACCAAGUCAAGCACUCAAUCAGACGUCUCAUCUCGACCAAUCAUCAUCAUCGUAUCAUCAUGGUGUGCGCCAGACGGACGACACAAUGUCGUACCUGGACCAUGCCAUUAAUCAGAUCAUACAAACGGCUGCCAGCCAAACAGGUGGCACACCGGCGGGACGAUCGGCCCCUGUCGAGAACAAGUAUCGGACGUUUACGGACCUACGUCGCAUCGAUGCGGCCGGUGGCCAGGUUACUGCGCCAGCAAAGAAACCAAUGGUGACGACACACUCUAAAGCGAUGGAUGAUCAACUAGACGUGCUGGAUGAGAGUGAACAGCGGGAAUUACCGAUCGCGGCGGAACACAGUCCAGCCAAAGAAGAGCUCUCCGAAAUGGCACUUCUAUUGCGGGAAGCAAAGCUGUACCAGUUUACCGCCGAGGAGCUGCAAGCGGCGAUGAAUCAUUGCGGUGAAAAGCAUCCCGUCCAGUGGCUGCGAGACAACUGGAGCAAGCUGAUCGAAACCGUGCAGACGCUGGCCACCAAGUACGGGCACGAGAAGCGGGAGAACACCAUUGGCACCAUUUCGAUCACGGAGGCGCGCGAGGCACUGCGGCUGCACAAGGGCAACAUCUGGCGCGCCAUUACCGAGUGUAUCGAGCAGCGGCAACGGAAGUACCGCGACAUCGCCGCGAAGGGAAACUUUACGCGCGAGGACAUCGUGACGAGCCUGACGGCACAUCACGGCAACCUCGAGCUGGCCCUGUUGGAGCUGAGCAAAACGCAGCUCAAGCCGUUUCUGAUGCGCAUCUGGGGCCCCCCGAAUGGGGCCGACAAUGACAGCAGCAACCUGCUGCUGCAGCAAGCGCUCCAGGAGGAUCGUAGUGGAAUCAGCAACGAUAUUGAACAGUUCAUAAGUGCACAUGUCGAACGGGAGCUUCUCGGCGAUGGAUCAACGGAACCGAAGCCUUCGGACCCACAGCCAGAGCAUGUCGAAAUGGCACCCGAGGCACCCGAGAGUAUUGUUGAGCCGGAAUCGGAGGAACCGGCCGAGAUUGUUGAACCACCGCCGCAGGAACAGCUGCCCGCGCAACCGGAAGAGGUAUGUGAAGAGCAGACAGUGACAACGUCCAACACCGAGAUACUGAAGGAUAUCGAGGCACUCAUUCUGCAAAUGGAGCGCAACCAGGAGACUCCCAAUGUACCGGUGCUGCGCAACAUACAGCAGCUACUGACGCAGCUCGCCGAGCCUCGAUCGCGCUCCAACUCCGUGGCGUCAGUCCGUUCGCAGGCAAGUGAUCGUAUCAUCAGCAAAAGCCCCAUUCCCACGGUGCGCAAUGCGAGAACAUCCUCCCAACACUCGCACGACGACGAUCCGACCCGCUCCAUCGAGGACGACGUACGGGACUUUGUGGAGGAAAACAUUCAGGACAUCCUGCCGAACCUGGUGCAUCAGGUGCGGCAGGAGCUGCAAUCGGUGCGACAGGAACUAAGACCGGUGACGGCUCGCUCACUAGAAGACGACAUACGGGAGACGCUACUGAAGGCAGACUACACGGACGACGACUAUGGUCACGUUCAUGAGUUUCCACUCGACCUAAAAUUUCACGAAUCAUUGGCAACCUUUCCGGAGCGUCAUGUAGCGUUGGCCACCAUUCGGCAGAAUCACACGCAGUCCGACGAGGGUGAUGGCGAGUAUGCUAACAUUCAACAGUUUCUGCACCGAGCGAUCCGCAAUGAAAAGGCAACGACGGUGUUUGAUCAGUGCAAGCGCAGCCAUUAUCAGAUCGAUAGCAGCUCUGACGAGGCACGGCAGACGGCCGAAUCAACCGACUAUUACGAUCUCGUUUCUAUCAACCAGAAACUGAUGCAUCUGUUCAACAAACCAUCGCCGGCGGUACGGGAGAAGGUCCCAUUCGCCGCCGUGCAGCUGGCCGAGCAAACUAGUGGAGAGAAAGAAGCGCCUCAGGAAAAAGAAUCACCCAAGUUUGAUAAGCCGCCACCAACGACUCCAGAGCACCUUGCUCCAGUGGAGGUCACGGUCGAGAGGAAGGGUAUGAAGAAACGGCGGGGAUCACGUAUCCCUGUCAACAAAAACAACUACCUCUGUCGGCGUCCGGUGAAGAGCUCGUCGGAGAGUGAUUUUGAAGCACUGGGACAGAACAACAAACCACUACCACUGCCAGCGAUCGCAAUAGAUCAUGUGGAAGAGUUGCGUCAUGUUGUGGAAAAUAUAGAGCGCAUUGAACAGUCGAUGGAAGCUGCCGUAGAUUCAGCGAUGGUUCCGAUCGACGUUGAUCAAACUGAAGAACCGAUUUACAGCAAUGUGGCCCCAGCUCCGAUCCCAGCUGUGGAAGAGGAUCCAAAACAAACGAUACUACAACCAUCGGAAUCUUCUGUGCCUUCUCCUGAGUUGGCGUCGGAGCAACUGGCGGUAUCGGAGGAACCUGUUGCACCCGAGAGUAAUGUUGCCGAAGUAUUAGAAGCAGCGCAAAACACAUCCCUUCCUCCAGCGAACACCAUAGACAUGCCACUUGAAGCAACGACAAGCAAACCAAAGGUAGAGGCAACGGAUGAACCACAAAAUGCUACCUCUGCAGUGGCGGCAAGCGAUGAAGUUGACGAGGACCUGGUGCAUAAUUCCAAGCUGGCGAACAAUCUCUCGGAGCUGGUGCUGGACACGAAGCGACUUAUCCAACAGAUGAAGGACGAGAUCAACUCGGACAUUGCCACCUUCGACGAGGAAGAUGCCGCCUAUGAUGGGGAGUACUACGAGGACGAAUUCGAGGACGAGUGGGAAGGCGAAGAGGAAGAAGAAGAAGAGGAAUGGGAUUCGAACGAAGAAUACGAUGUCGAUGAGAACGGGGACUUCUACGAGUAUGAAGACGACGACGACGAUGGCUCGGUGAUGUUCUCAGAAAUGACCAUCAUCGAUUCGGCUAACGGUAAACCCAGCAACGAGGAACCACCGCAAGAAGAAGAAAUGCUAGUACCGGAGCCAAAGCUAGAACUGCCGAAGAUAAACGUGGACGCUGUGCGGGAGAACGAACGAAACAGCGCAUCGGAGGUGAGCGAUUUGCCGCUGGACAGUGACUUCAACGAUGCCCUCAGCGUCAUCGAACAGUCGGUGGGAGAAAUGCGAAGUAUGCUUCGGCUGACGGAAGAAGCUCUGGGGCCUCUCGACUUCGUUGCACCAUUGCAACACGCGUCGAGCGUAGAGACGCUUAGGAAUAGUCCGGAACAGAGCGAGAUCAGCGAAGCGACGCUCGUUCCGGAGCUUCUCAAAACGACUGCAGACGAAUCGAGCGAGCAGACACUGGUGGCAGAAGACAAUCUGCAAAUGACCAUGAAAGACGUACAGACACUGAUCAAUGCCAAAGCUGUGAUAGGUGGAUUUUUGAAGAAUGUGCAAAAAAUUGAACAAGCCGCGAGUGAGCUAGACAACAGCACGGUGGACAUCGUGGAACAAGAAGGUGCUGCUGCCGUGAUCUACGACUCGGUCAGAACCACGUCCACCGAAACGACGGAAAACAAGCAAUCGUCGGUGAUCGAGAGGACAGUGGUAGAACACCAAAGUGACCCAAAGGACACCUCGGAGGUGGACAGGCAUCCUCCAACCUCGCCACAAGAGAACUCGAUAUUGAAUAGGGACAACGCAACGGAUGAGAAGCCCAAGGUUGAACAUAACGGAAUUGCUCCAAGUUCUAUAGAUAGCGAACCAUUGGUGAUUCCUAUUCCUGAACAAGAAGCCACGAGCGCUAUUCAGACGAAUACUCAAAUUGGUCCUUUCACAACUCCAGCCACAUUCACUAACGAUCAAAUAGCGCAAGUUGGAGUCAACGGUGAAAACACGGCCCAAACGGAGGUAAUACCUCAAGCCAUCGGUACGUUUCAUGAUAGUGUUCUUUCGAAGAUAGAAGCCAACGAACAACCUUCGAUGAAUUCGGAAGCAACUACAAGCAAUUUGGUAACACUGCCACAUAAAAAUGGCCUUUCUCACGACACAACACCUUUUCUGGAAAGCACUAUCGAACCCAAAGUUUCCAAUAACAUAGUGUUACUCACAAACGGUGCAGUUGAAACAUUGGCAAUGGGCGCCAAAGCUCCGAUGAAUAACGCAGAAAAGCUUACUUCAUCUAAUAUUCCGGAGUAUGAAAAUGUUAUCGUUUUGGAGAAUGUUUCUCUUGAUAAUAGUGUUGACAUCCCGCUAUACGCUUCGGUCAACAAAAAAUCCACUAACCUAGAGUUGAUCGAUACACAUACUCUAGGUCAAGUAGAAACUAUUGCAUCGGAAGCUGAAGGAGUGCCCGUAGAUUUUAAUGUCGUUAAAAAAGGGGAAGUUGCCGAAAAUGGUUCAGCAAAGGAAUCAGAGACAAUAAACCAUGAUCAAGAUAAGUUUCCGAAACAGGAUGCGAUAGGGAUUGGAUCUUCAAGUGUUGAUACUCUUAUCAAUGCGAUCAGCGCCACAAAUACAGUGGAAACCGUCAACGAACAACAAGUUGCCCAGCCAAGUAAUACGGACACCCCUGCGACGGAAGAAAUCAGAAACCAUGAUAAUCAUGCGUUAACGUUGCCUGACCAUGUUGUUAAUGAAAUCAUUGACGAAAAACGUACAAUAGAAACGUCCGACGCGGUAAAGACUUCUACAGAGGAUGGCAUACAAACUACAAUUUCUAUUCAGGAUAUUCCUCCCGGCGCACAGGAACCGAAGACGGAGCCACUUGGUCAAAAUUCAAACGGUCAUAGCAUCAAAACAUCCAUCAAAGAACCCAUUGCUUCCAAUGACAGUAUCGCUGCAGUGGAGUCCGCACCAACAAAACCCAUCACAACUCAUUUUGUUAACGGCCAUGUUCCGGACAGUGUUCACGGUUCUCCUAAAUCACGCGCCUCGUCCGAGGAACCGUCAUCCAGUUUCAUAGAAGUUAACCCGUCAGAGGUCGUUGUCCACGGUCCUCAAGCGGAUAAUACUCACCCUUCAGCUCCACCGCGUACGAUAAACAUUUACCAAAACGUAGAACUUCAACCCUCCACCAACAUUACCAACGCCACUAGUAACCCUGCACCUAGCGCCCGGUCCAAGACCAGCUCGAAACUAACCGUAAAGCUUCCCACCGCUACCCCUUCACAGUCGGAGGAAGGUGGUUCACCGUCAACGCCACCGACUCCCACUGGCCUGAAGGUAGGCAGCAAAGGCUCCGCUUCCAAAACUAAAACCGACACCAAAAAGAAGUCCACCACUGCCUCCGCCUCGACCGAGUCCACUGGCCGCAAGCCAACGAUUGUGCGCAAGAAGUCCGUCGGUGGCCCCUUCGGGCCGGUGCAAACGAACACGGUCAAGAACAUGCAAAAGGAGUUCCUGAGCAAGGCGAGAGAAUCACCGAAACCGAGCACGUCCAAGGUGUCACCCAAGCCGGCCAAGUUGGUGCAACCCAAGGUGUUUACCAACCGACCGGCGGCCAACCUGCCACCCGGCAGCAGCAAAGCAUCUACGCCGGGCACGGACACCAGCUCAGCACGAUCGACCCCCGGGCUGGGCGCGGACACCGCCGAACCCGUUCCGGGGCCGUCGCGUGACACCACGUACACCUGCGAGAAGAUGCUGAAAAAGAAGUACCGCGAGACGUGCUUCAGCGACGACUACCAGACCACGGAUGAUGAGGAUGAGAGCCGGAUGACGAUCACCGAGAGUGAGCGCACCAUUAUCAAAAGUCUGGUGAAACCGUUCGAACCGAACAGUGAGCCGCCCGAAGUGCAAGCCAAACAGUUAUUCGAUGACGGUCUGGUACAAACCAUUGAGCAGGCCGAACUGGCGGUUCAACUGAUCGAGCUGCGCUACGCCAAGGAUAACGCCAUCUGGGCGGCCACGCAGUGUCACACGGUCGACGAAGCGAAGGAUCUGCUGCAGAAGGAAUGCGAACUGUGUUUGGGACAGUUCCCGAUGAACGAAAUAGUGUCCAUGCUCAAGUGCACCCACACCUGUUGCUUCGAGUGUGCCAAGGAGUACUUUACGCAGGAGAUCACCAGUCGCUCCAUCACAAACUGUAACUGCCCGUACUGCAAGGAGCCCGACCUGAACGGCCCGAACGUAACGGAGGACGAUGUACUGGAGUACUUUUCGAAUCUGGACAUUCUAUUGAAGAACAUAGUCGACGAAGAGGUUCACGAUCUGUUUCAGCGCAAGAUCCGCGACCGUACGCUGACGCAGGAUCCGCACUUUAAGUGGUGCGUCCACUGCUCUAGCGGGUUUUUCGCGCGACCCAAGCAGCGACGAUUGAUUUGCCCGGACUGUGGGUCGAUCACCUGCGCCUCUUGUCGGAAACCGUGGGAAACACAGCACGAGGGUCUUAGCUGUGACAAAUUUGCCGAAUGGAAGGAAGCCAACGAUCCAGAGCUGCAGGCUGAAGGUGUCCAGCGGCAUCUGCAAACGCACGGAAUCAGCUGUCCGAACUGCAAAUUCCGCUAUUCGUUAGCCCGUGGUGGUUGCAUGCACUUCACUUGUACCCAGUGCAAGUUUGAGUUCUGCUACGGUUGUAACAAACCGUUCAUGAUGGGAGCCAAGUGUAGCGUGUCGGCGUAUUGCGCCAAACUGGGGCUGCAUGCGCAUCACCCACGGAACUGUCUCUUCUACCUUCGGGACAAGGAGCCACGCGAUCUACAAAACUUACUGCUGAUGAACAAUGUUUCGUUCGAUACUGAACCCUCGGAGCUGAUGAAGCAAGAGCUUAUCAAUGGACAGAGCUCCGCUCUGAAAUGUCCCAUUCCACUGCAAAAAGAAACACCAGCUGGCCUAAUGGACAUGAUCUGUAGUGCGGAGGUGCCAGAAAACCACGCAGGACUAUGCAGGGCUCACUACAUAGAGUACCUUAGUUUUCUGGUGAACACAAAUGACAUUGACCCGAUGGACCUCCUCAGUCCGGACGAUCUUGAGUCGCUCAUACGGCGCGCCAAUAAGCGCAUGCCUCCGCGCCCUUUCGGCAUCGUGGAUGGCAUCUAUCGCGAAUACUUGCUCCAGGAGGGGUGUCCCGAGCAUGGCGUUCACUAA